AAGAAUUCAACAAAGUUGGCAUUGAGGCCAGGAGCUCCUCUUCCAGUGAUGAUUUGACUAGUGACCUAAACUCUGAUAGUAAUAUUGCUGAUCUGCAGAUUGCAGUAGGUGGUAGACAUUCUUCCAGUUCAACAAAUAUGGUAAAAUCUCUGCUCAGUCAUGAUCCAAUCAGCGAUCAGGUAAAUACAGGCCUUGCAGCAUCCAAAAGUGCCAUUAUAACUUCAAAGAAGAUAGAUGGUGGCAUCCAAUCUGUGGCUGACAGUGACCUUUGCUCAAAGAACAGCAACAAAUCAGCCUAUUUAAUAGACAAUGGACUUUCCACAACUGAGAAACUGAGCAGUGGAAAAGAUAUUGAACUUGGAAGAGGAGAUGAAUUGGGUAAAUCUGGAGCAGCAGCUGCUCAUACUGAUAGUGAGCUACUUGAUUCAGCAGACAGCAACUUGAAUAGUUCUGUUAAAGAACAAACUAAGGAGCAGUACGGCGUGACAAAGGAAGAGGACAUCCCAUACACAAAGGUUAAAUGUUAUGGUAAAGAGAAUCAAGCUCAAAAGAAUGAGAAUGAAAUACUUGAUCGUGAUUCUGAAGGUGGGGAAGAAAAAUUGAAUCAGGAUUUAUUGGCCAUGAAGAGGAGAAAUAGUUCAGAGUUGUCUGCUACAACAAUAGGUGAGAAAAGUGAUGCCAAAAGUACUGAAUCUGAAGUUUUAAGCAGAAAGGAGAAAAAGAAGAAAAAAAAACAUUCAAGUGACACAACUGCUAUGUCAAGGAGCAUGCCUUUGCCACAGGAAGAAACUGUUGUCAUUUGUUUUCAUGCAUUGUUAUCCAAGGAUUUUAAAUUCAAUCCGGAAUCUGAUACAGUAAAUGUGAGAGGUCUUGGUUUCGACUGGGACAUAGAUAUGGUGGAGAUGUCUGUAACCAAGAACUUGAAAGAACAUGGUUACUUAAUCGAAGGACGUCUGUUUGCUCCCAAAACUAUGGUUGGAAAACAAUUUCCUUAUAAAUAUGCAGUCCAUAAAACACAGGGUGAUAAAGUUGAGUUUGAACAGAUUUAUAAGUGGGAUACACCUGAUGGGUGUAUCAUUAAUCGUUGUCUACAUAUUAAACCAGACUUGGUUUUUGAAGGAGAAUGGCAUCAGUAUGAUGAUAUCAUCUGUGCAGCCCCUGAAGAAGGUAUCAAAGCCUCUUUUAAGAAUUGGUUGAACAUUGGUAAAAAAACUGAUGUAAGGAAAGGCAAACUAAUAGCUGGGGAAGUCUUACUGGAGUCAAUGCUUGACAUUCUUUCAACGUGGAAUGAGAAAAAUUUGAAGAGUUUUCUGAAUCAAUUGCAGCAAUUCUAUGAAGUUUAUGAGCGUCCUAUGGUCUUUGAAAACCGACCAGUUUUUUGGUCUGCCCUUUUGAUUGGUGAGAAAGAAGUUAAGGGUCUCCUAUUAAAAGUUUUGAAAGAAUGGAUGAAGUGUCCAGAAAAUCAAGCUUCAAAAUCUGAGACAAGUUCUGUGCAAAACCGCCUACGAAAGGGAGUGCUAUUCCUGUACCUGGCUGGCAUCUAUAAAAUUGAAGUAGGAAAAUCAGAUUUAUAUACCAUCUGUGAUCUUCUCUGCGUUCAACAAAAUUCAGCGAAUACUCUUUCCAAUGAAUUCAAGACACUUAAAGAAAGCUUCCAUUUUGCGGAAAAAAUUGAAACAUUUCUGAAGCAGAUGAUGUUGAGUUGUAUUGAAGAGGGAAUCAUAAAAUGGGUGCAAACCAUUCCUGUUCUCCACUUAUUUGGCGUUUCAUCUAAUCAAGCAAACCCAGAUCUUCGGGACACUAGGUUUAAAUCUGAAGACUGCUGGGCUGGACUCGAUGGACUUCCAAUUGUCAGUUUCAGAAACAAAGUACAUUAUAGUCUCAAGAGGGAUUUGCUUGAUCUGAUGAACAAAAGCAAGCAUUUGGCAACAGUGGAUAGGCUGUUACUUCGAUCUUGGUUCAGCUUAUUGCCUUUGGAAGGUUUGCCUGACUAUCUAACUAUGGUGGGACCUGAUCUGUUUGAUAUUCUACAAGGAAUCUUCCAGAGACUGAGAAGCUUUAGUUGCAUUUCAAGCAUACAUGAGAAUUUAGAAAAACUGUUGAAACAUGUGAAAAAAAAUGUGGACAGUCCUCAAAACAGUGAUCUUGGUGGUGAACGUAUAGUUGCGUGCAUGAAGACCAGUUUGAAAAUCCAUGAAAAAAUAUGUAAAUCUUGCAAAGAUAAAAGCGAUGUAGAAAUCAUUGCCACUUCUGUUGCAUUAAUUAGCAAGCUUGGUGAACUUAAAAAAUCCUUGUUAAAGAUUGCAGAUGAGAAAACUCAAAAGGAGGAAACCCUAAUGAUGGAAGACACUGAAACGCUUUUAAAGAUGGCUUUGUCAUUUACAAGAGAUUGGCUAAAAGAUGUCCUUAGAACAGAUUUGUUUUGUGAAAACAGAAUCGAUAAGUCUGAACAACAGGUGUGGGUCACACUAGUAACCUUAGACUUUGGAUGUAUAAAAUGGGCUUCCAUUUGGAAAGAAGGACUAUUGAGUGACCUGGAAGGACGAAUAAAAAAGAAAGCUCCAGUGCAUCAGAUAGAAAUUUAUUGCUCCAAUAGUGAGGAGUUAAGCAGUUUGCAGCCUUUGAUUGCAAAAUGUUUCGAGAAUUGUGCACUUGAUGCUGUCCAUUCUAUAUGUCAGGCCAAAUCUGAGGGCAAACUUUUAGAUAAAUUGUUACGUUAUGAUUUGAGCAAAUUUGGAAAAUUGUUGUCAACAAUAAUUGAAAAAUCCUGGCUUAAAAACAGAGAUGGAAAGUUUUUGGAAGAUCCUGAUUCUGUUGUCAGGCAUUUACUUGAUUGGUCAGCUGCACGAACUAUCUUUAAAUUGCAAGGAACGGACAGUAAACUUAUUGAUACACUGUCAGACGAGGCUCGUCAUUUGAUGGCAAUCGCAGAUUCAGUGUUCAUGGAUAUGAUGAACAGACUUCUCGAUGGCUCCAUAAAAGUAAAAUAUUUGGACUUGAUCUUAAAAAAGAAAACCAGGGUUAUGGCUUUGCAUAACACAAGUAAGAAUGGAUCUUUCACAGGACAAACCCUAGAACAGUUAUUGACUUGGCGAAAAGAGGAAUUUGAUGCAUUCAAUGAGGAAAGUAAUUGGAUGGACAGUCUCUUGAAAAUGUGUAGAAAAAUCAAUGAGUUUGUAAAAGUGGAAAUUGAAGAGCUUGAAAAACUGGUUGGAGCCAAUGUUGAAACAAAGGCAUUAAGCGAACUGGUGACCGUAAAACAGAUGAACGAUUUGAAACCUUUCCCCACUCAAGUUACCUACUUCACCUUAAAUGAAAAGGUGAAACAAAUGGCAAAAAACAUCCAUACUUUCAAAGAUAGCCAUGUUUUACAAAUGUGCUGGGAAAAGGAGGCCAAAGCAUUGGACAAGGAAGAUGUAUCUGAUGAUGAAGAAGCAGAAGCAUCAGAGUUGACUUCUUCAUUAUCUCUUGAAGAUGUUCAUACUACGAUAUGGAAGCCAUGUCUGGAUAAGUAUAAGGAAAUAUUUAAAAAGCUAAAGGAGGGGUGUCUUACAUUUGAAGAGGUCAGUAUCAUUUUUAAAGACUUUGUUGAUCGAUAUGAAGAUCUAAGGAGUGAUUUCAAGAUUAUGAGUGGCUUAGAGAUGAGCACAAAGGGCAACUGGAUAGAAAAACGAAUCCAACAAAUUCGGGAAUACCACCAACUACAUUUAGCUGUUGAAUCUGCCCAAGUAAUCAUGAAAGCACAGAAUGUAUUGAACCUUACUGGAAAUUUUAAUGUUCUGCAAACACUGAUACUUCUGACAAAUGAAUCCUAUAAGGACCAAAGGUUGGACUGCAUAAAUGAGCAACUUAUAAAAGCCAAAAACUUUCUUGUUGAAAUUACACCAUCUCGCAGAAAUUGUUUGGAAGAGCUUACUCGAAGGCAGCAAUUUGUACAUUGGGUGAAAGAAGCAUUAGAAGACACAAAUGAACUCAAAGUGUUUGUUGACCUGGCUUCAAUAUCAGCUGGUGAAAAUGACCUUGAUGUUGACCGAGUUGCUUGUUUUCAUGAUGCUGUGUUAGGUUACUCAUCGUUACUUUUUGAACUAAAGCCAAAUGCUGGUUUUGUUGAUCUUAUGUCUUGCCUGCAGAAGUUAUGGAAUGCUUUAGACAAUGAUCCUGAUCUUUCUAAGAAACUGCGCGAUUCAGCCCGGCAUUUGGAGUGGCUAAAAACUGUGAAAGAAAGUCAUGGGUCUGUGGAGCUGUCCUCCCUUUCACUGGCUUCGGCCAUAAACAACAAUGGAAUCUAUAUCAUUGGUUCUCAGGACAAAGAAAAGCUUUCAUUAGGUUCAGCUAUUACACUAAUUUUGUCAGAAAUACAUGAUGACAGUGAGGAGUUGCGAAGUUAUACUCUCGAAGAAUUGAAAGAGCUGCAAAAUAAACUCAUGCUGAUGUCAGGCAAGGGAGACCAUGGACGUGAAGAAGUGGAAAGAUUUGUAGAGGUAUUUGCCAGUGUCCAGAGGCUUGCAACAUCUUUCAUCAGCUUAUCUUUAGCUGGCAACAUGUUAUUUAGGAAUUGGACAGCUGAAGUACAUUGUUCAAGGAAGAAUGAAGCUUGCAUGAUAAUUGAUUUUAAAUUAGACAAUGUCAGUAAGAUUAAGGCUGAUGGAAAUGUCACUGAGCAGCUUCCGAUUCUCUGCAAAAAGAUGGAAGCCUAUCUAGAAAUGUGGAAGAAAUAUAUGAAUCAACAAAGGUCUCAAUAUUAUUACUUAAACUUCUACACAGCUGAGCAGAUUGUUUACCUCUGUACAAAGUUAUUUGACCAGAAUUGCACGAGUCUUCAAGUCCUGAUGAUGUUAUCCUUCAUUAAACCUGACUGUACUGAUGAAGAUGUAAGAAGAGCUCUGAAGAAACUUUCUGCAAAAAAUGGGAACACAAGGAUUCAACUGUUGGCUAGUGACAAGAGUGAUAAUGAAAUCUUAAUGAAGACAAAAUCAGGUAUCCAAGAUAUAGCUGAGGAAAGAGAUAUGGAGGAAAAAAUGGACUUGCUGUGGGAACACUACAUGAAGAAUAUGAGCUAUUUCCUGUCCAACUCUCUUGAUGUCAGCUCCCUUGGUAAACUUCUUGAUAUUGUUGCUGACACAAAACAAACUAUUACAAGAGCACUUCCACCUGGAUUUCAUGAAAGUCACCCUAACCUUGUUGUUUGUCCACGUUCUGAAUUGCUUACAUCUGCUUUGUGCAUUUAUAUGUACUCCAGUGAUCAGCCAUUGCCUACUUACGAUGAAGUGUUGCUUUGCACAACUGAGACGACAUAUGAGCAGGUGGAACUGUUUAUGCGACGAUGCCUAACUGGUUAUGAAUGUUCCAAGAUAUAUGCACUGCUGUAUGCAGAGGAACUGACUUAUGACAUCAGUGUGCGGUGUGAAGAAUUGUUCAAAAGUCUUGAGUUGGAGAGUCAUUCACGUUACAAGAUAGUCAUACUGUGCAGCUGUGAGAGGGAGCACUGCUACAUUCCAUCUGCAUUUAGUCAAUAUAAGGUGCAUAUAAUUCCACAUGAACCUUUAGAGAAAAUCCAGAUCUACCUGGAGGAUCACUAUAGAAUUGCAGCAAACAUUUCAUCUGCAGCUUCGGUGUUUAAAGAUAGAAUGUUCGUGAGGAUGAUUUCUUCAAAGAGAGCUGGAGUUGGGAAAUCACUUUAUGUAAAGAGACUGCAUGAAACAUUGAAGAACCAAACUGGAAAGGAAAGCUUGCUGAAAACAAUCCGCUUAAUAGAACCAUGGGUAGAUGAAAACAAAAUACUCCGAACCAUAUUGUCAUUUAUAAAAUCAUCAAAUGGGAAAGAGCCAAUGAUAUUUCAUUUUGAUGUCACUUCUUCUGUACAGAAAGGAUUAUGCGAAUUUAUUUUCAAACUACUCAUCUUGCAUUACUUGAUGGGCACUGAUGGAAAAAUGUGGAAGUGUAAGCCAUGCCAUAUAUACAUUGUAGAAAUGCUAGACCCGACUGGAUUCCUAUCUAAAAAACAUGCAAGACAUGGGACCCAAAUACCAAAGCAUGGCUUCCUCGAUAUUUUUCCCAAAGUAUACUGUAGACCACCAAAAGAAGUUCUUGAACAGGAAGUCAGAAAAUCUGAAAAUCUAUCAUGGAAUGGCAUUGAUCCUCUUGUAGAUGAUGAAGAAUUUCAAAGUGAAACAUUUCAAAGGCCAUACCAGUAUCUUAGAAGAUUCAAAAACCAAGAAAAUCUGGAUACAUUCAGCUAUCAAACGGGAACUGUUGAAGGCAGCCAUGUUGAGUGCCUGCAGCUGUUUUUGAUCUAUUGUGGGGUGAUGGAUCCUUCUUGGUCUGAGUUGCGGAACUUUGCCUGUUUUCUGAACCUGCAGUUGAAGGACUGUGAAACCUCUGUGUUUUGUGACUUUAGUUUUAUCAAAGAUACUCUACAAGGAUUCAAAACUUUUGUUGUUAAUUUCAUGAUUUUGAUGGCAAGAGAUUUUGCAACACCUUCUCUAAGUAUCUCAGACCAGAGCCCAGGAAGGGAAAUCAUCAACUUAGAAGGUGUUAAAGAAGAAGAUCUUGCACCAUUUCUUGUGAGGAAAAUGUGGGAAUCUGAACCACAUCCAUACAUUUUUUUUAAUGAUGAUCACACAUCUAUGACUUUCAUUGGCUUCCACCUUCGCGAAAAUGGCCAAGGUGGGAUUGAUGCCAUAAACCCAUCAAAUGGCAAGAUUAUUAAACCAAAUAUAAUGACUCGUGAACUGUACAAUGGUUUACUUCUACAAAGAGUUCCAUUCAACACAGAUUUUGACCAACUUCCACGAAGUGAAAAGAUUGAGCGUCUUUGUACAGUAUUGGGCAUUCAAUGGCCAAUGGACCCUGAUGAAACCUAUGAGCUCACCACAGAUAAUAUUUUAAAAAUUCUUGCGAUUCACAUGCGUUUCAGGUGUGGCAUUCCUGUAAUCAUCAUGGGGGAAACUGGCUGUGGAAAGACCAGGUUGAUUAAGUUCUUAUGUGAUUUACGGAAAGUUGGAGCGAACACUGACAACUUGAAACUAGUCAAAGUCCAUGGUGGAACAACUGCAGACAUGAUUUAUUCAAAAGUUAAAGAUGCAGAAGUUGUUGCUUUGGAAAAUAAGAUGAACUUUGAUUUUGACACAAUUCUCUUCUUUGAUGAAGCCAACACUACUGAAGCUGUGAAUAGUAUUAAGGAAAUUCUUUGUGAUCAGAUGAUUGAAGGGAUACCUUUAACUCCCAAUACUGGUUUACAGAUAAUAGCAGCCUGCAAUCCUUACAGAAAGCAUACAGAUGAGAUGAUAAAGCGUUUAGAGUCAGCUGGGUUAGGCUACCGUGUUCGAGCAGAUGAAACAGAAGAUAAACUAGGAUCUAUUCCCUUGAGGCAACUUGUUUAUCGUGUACAAGCUUUACCACCAAGUAUGGUACCAUUAGUAUGGGAUUUUGGGCAACUUAAUGAUAUCACUGAGAAGAUGUACAUUCAACAAAUUGUUCAACGGCUGACUCAGUCCAUUUCAGUUCCUUCUACCUAUAUUAAGUGCAUAGUGGAUGUUUUGGCAGCUUCACAAAAUUUCAUGAGACAUCAGAAAGAUGAAUGCAGUUUUGUCAGUCUUCGAGAUGUGGAAAGAUGCAUGAAAGUGUUUGUUUGGUUUUACACCCGUCGCCAAAUGCUUUUGAACAAAUUGAAAGAAUUCUUACAAGGUCAAGCUGUUAAGAAUGCACUCCUUGAUGCCAAAAAUGAUAUAAUCUGGUGCAUAGUGUUGGCACUUGGAGUUUGUUACCAUGCAUGUUUGGAAAAGAAAGUUGCGUAUCGGAAAUUUAUCUGCCGUCAUCUUCCUACACCAUAUAAUAAUGCUGCCAAAUUCUUGGAGCAACUCGUGCUCCUCCAAGACCUUUUAUUAAGUGGUGUACCGCUGCGAGAAACAAUAGCAAGAAAUUCUGCAUUGAAGGAAAAUGUUUUCAUGAUGGUUAUUUGUAUUGAACUUAAAAUUCCACUGUUCUUGGUAGGAAAGCCUGGAAGUUCAAAGUCCCUUGCAAAAACAAUUGUAGCAGAUGCCAUGCAAGGGCAAGCAGCACAUUCUGAAUUGUACAAAAACCUAAAGCAGAUCCAUCUAGUAUCAUUUCAGUGCAGUCCUCAUUCCACCCCUGAAGGAAUCAUUAAUACAUUUAAGCAGUGUGCACGAUUCCAAGAAGGAAAGAAUCUUGAUGAAUAUAUUUCAGUGGUUGUCUUGGAUGAAAUUGGCCUUGCUGAAGAUUCUCCAAAAAUGCCACUGAAAACUCUACAUCCACUUUUGGAAGAUGGGUGCAUUGACGAUGAUCCCCUUAAACACAAAAAAGUUGGUUUCAUCGGAAUAUCCAAUUGGGCCCUCGACCCUGCUAAAAUGAAUAGAGGAAUUUUUGUAUCACGAGGAGAUCCUGACAAAAAAGAACUGAUUGAAAGUGCAAAAGGGAUCUGUUCUUCGGAUCCUGUGAUACAGAAAAAAGUGAUUGGCUUGUUUGUGAGCUUUGCAGAUGCUUAUCUAGCUGUUUGCAAAAAGCAAAAUAAGGAGUUUUUUGGCCUGCGCGAUUAUUAUAGUUUAAUAAAAAUGGUUUUUUCACUUUCAAAAGCUACCAAAUUGGAACCAACACCAGAGCAGUUAGUGCAGGUUGUGCUGCGUAACUUUAGUGGAAGCGAUGAUGUUGAUGUUAUGGAAGUUUUCAAGUCAGUACUCAAGAAUGCUUCUCAUAAUAGCAUUAAUACACUGGAACUGAUCAAUCUCAAUAUAAGUGCUGAUUCUCAUGACAACGAAUGUCGGUACCUGCUCAUUCUAACUAAAAACUAUGCAGCUCUUCAAAUACUUCAGCAGAUGUUUUUCUCCAGAAAACACCAGCCUGAGAUCAUCUUCGGGUCCAGUUUUCCUAAGGAUCAGGAAUAUACUCAGAUUUGCAGAAACAUCAAUCGUGUGAAGAUAUGUAUGGAAACUGGGCAAAUGGUGUUUUUGUUAAACCUUCAGAAUCUCUACGAAAGUCUUUAUGAUGCAUUGAAUCAAUAUUAUGUCUAUCUUGGAGGACAGAAAUAUGUCGAUUUGGGUUUGGGAACUCAUAGAGUCAAAUGCAGAGUCCAUCCAGAUUUCAGGCUGGUAGUUAUAGAAGAGAAAGAGGUGGUCUACAAAGAGUUCCCAAUUCCACUUAUCAAUCGGCUUGAGAAACAUUAUCUCGACAUUAAUACUGUUCUUGAUGGAAAUCAAAGAGAUAUUGUAGAACAAUUGAAGCGUUGGGUGGACACGUUCACAGCAGCCCAAUCCAGAAAUGCCUCCAUCCACGUAAGACAGCAAGCAUACAGUCCAUCUGAUGUAUUUGUUGGCUAUCACUCUGACACCUGUGCAUCUGUUGUUUUACAAAUAACAGGAAGGUUGAAGCAGAGUGAAGGUUCCUGGGAAGAAGCUCUUAAAGAAGCACAAUGGGUGUUAUUGAAUUGUGCCACCCCAGACUCUAUAGUUCGUUUAACAAACUCUAAAUUUGCUCCAUAUCAAACUGACAUGAUAAUGCAGAAGUACUUUGCAGACCAACAUCAUGAUUCCCUUGCGGAUUUUGUACAUUUUCACACCACAUCCAGAGUUCAACAUCGGGCAGCAUUCAUUGAGGUUACAACUUAUUCACGUCUUCUAACAACUUCUGAUGUCGAAUCUUUGCAAAGGGAAGUAGGUGAGAGUGUUGAGGCAGUCUUCUGUUUCUCACUACAGCAGUUUGACACAGAAUAUUCAUUCCUGAAGAAAAUAAGACAUUGUGUUGACUUCUGCCAAGGAAAUAAAAUCUUGCUGAUACAAACAGACUUUGAAAAUAGUUCACAAAGUGCAAAUUUAAUUGCUUCAGCAAAGUAUUCAACUAUAAAUGAAAUCAACAAAAGCAGGUGUGACGAUUGCACAGUCUAUAUUUAUUUCAUCACUAAAUUGCCAAGAAUGGAAGGUGGAUCAACAUAUGUAGGAUUUCAUGGAGAUCCGUGGCAGUCAGUUCACAUUGAUGACCUAAGGAAGUCGAAAGACAUGAUUGCAGAUGUGACUGCUUUCAAAGGUGUUACUAUUAGCCAGCUGUUUGGCAAAGAUCCAGGGGAACCUGAAGCCAUGAUUGUGGACCAGGGAGAGAUGACUGAAGAGCCUGUAUCUGAAUCACUACUUAAUAAUGAAAAGAUCUUGGAUACAACCUCACUGAUAAGGAGUUGUGUGCAGCCUGCUGUUAGCAUGCUGAAGGAUCAGCACCAAAGUGCUAGUCGCAGCACGAAGCGAGUAGAAAUUCUACUUUCACUGUUAAUGGAAGACAAUGAGCUCAAAGCUUCAUUCCUUUCAAUGAUGAAACAAAGGCUACAUUCACUUCUGCUGAAGAGAGAUGAGGAGUCUAUCAAUGCAACGGAAUGGAUGGUGCGGGAAGCCUCAAACCUUGAAGCACUUCAGGAAGGUGGUACCUUCAGGCACACACUUUGGAAACGAGUUCAGAAAGUAGUGACACCUUUACUGGCACAGAUUAUCUCUAUUAUAGACCGAGACUGUAACCUAAACUUGUUAAUUGAUGAGACUCCUGAACUUGUACGAACACUUUGGUUGGACAUUUUUCGUGACUUAAAUCUGCUGGAUAUUCCUUAUAACAGAGAUAUCCUCAAUUUACAAUCUGAGAUUAUUGUCCACAACUACAUGAAGAUGGAUGUACUGGCAAUUAGUAACAUGUUACCUUUCAGUUGGAGAAUAAAAGACUUUUUGGAUGAAUUAUGGAUUCGGGCCCAGUAUAUGGAAGGACAAGGUGAGCACAAGCUGAAUGAAAUAUUUAAUAAAACUGGAUUUGGAAAAUACCUUUUAAAUCUGAGUGAAGAAUGGAGACAGGAAUUUUUCUUGAGGUACUUGAACGAUUUCCUGCUGAUGACCAUGAGCAUUUCAUCUGAAUCAGAAUUUGAGUUCCUUCAGGGAGCACUGAUGUCCUGUGUAAAUGAGUUGAAAAUAAAGCACAGUAUUGGGGAUGAUCUGUCUAUAUUUUGGGUGCACAUUGCACAUCAACAUUUCAAAAAUCGUCUUCAAAAUUUUUCACGAAUUGUUGCAGUGCAACCUUCGGUCCUGCAACUUCUACAGAGGGUGAACAAUGAUAUUCAGAAAGCUGAAAGCAGAGAGAUGGUCAUCGAUGUUUAUGCAGCAGCUGCCUGUGUUGAAAUGCUAGAAUCUGCACAAAAUGAAAUGUCACCUGAAGUCUGGUUACAUGAAGUCAAUAGUCUGCAGAUGCCCAUUGAACUAAUCUGCACAGAAGAAUUUCUGCAGUGCCAGGGGAUCAAAUCAUCUGUUGUACAUCUUGUCCAAAUGGGAUGGAGACAAAUUUAUUCUUUGUCACUCUUUGUGGAGCAUGUGGUGCUUGGAGUAGAAGAAAUUGACAAGAGAUUGAAGAAUGUGGUUGCAACAUUUGCUGGUUGCCUUGGAAAGUGUCUGCAAGGCAACUCUGACGUAAGGACUCAAGAUCCCUUUCAGGCUGUGAUUAAGGUUCUAAGGGAUUGUAAGGAAAGUGCAGGACGGGUCUUCUCUAGAUUUGGCCUGGAACCAUGUCCAGUUUGCAUAGGAGAGCUCACCAAUCCCGUGUUGCUUCCAUGCGAUCAUAUUUAUUGUCAAGACUGUUUAAAGCAAUGGCUUGUUCCAGGGCAGAUGUUGUGCCCUCUCUGUUUAACUGCUUUGAAUGAUGACUAUGAAGUGAAGGUAUCUGAAGAAAUAAGAGAAGCUGUUGAAAAAAAUGCCAUUUUUCGUAAGAGAUGUGAUGCAUUUUUCAUAGCUCUGGUUUCCAUGGUCUGCUUCAAAGAUAAUUCACCGCCAACAAAAGAAGUUGUUACUGACCUUCUCUCACAAUUGGUUACUGAAAAGGAGGUGUCUAUCAAGAUCAUGGGCAAAGAUCGUCAGUAUCAUACCAGAACCCUUUCACCGUUUGAUGACUCAGUUGAUCGAAAUCCAGUUGUCCGUUCCAUAGUACUUAAGCUGCUAUUAAAGUACAGUUUUGAUGAUAUUAAGGAUCACUUACAACAGUAUCUUUCUGCAGUUCAAAAAUCAAAGAUUCUCGAUCAGAAAGAUCGGACUGAAUUCUAUGCGCUGUUUUUGAAUUGUUUGGAGGAUUCUAUAUACGAAAAAUCCCAGUUUUGCACAGUACAAGAGAAAGUUGCUUAUCUGGUCCAGGAAGGGGAUUUCCUUCAAAAGCUCUUCCCUUACAAGAGUUCACAGACUACAAUAGAAUCCUUACAGCUAAUUGCCAGAAUCCGACUUUGUUUUGAUAUGGCUUCUCAACUUCUGUGUGAAUCAUGUGACACAUUUGCGAAGGAGAUCGGAUACGUUGAUGCAAAGAAGAAAUUUCUGCACAGGUUAAAGGACAUGCUUCCUAAAUGCAAAAAUGAUUGGUUCCGGAUUUACCUUGUGCGAAAGCUAUGCAGUCUAGGUGGAAUGGAGUUUGUUCAGCAGCUUUUAAUGGAUGAUCAAUUUGCAUGGCUAUUUCCAGAGCAAAUUGUUCAACAGAGAGAUAAUCCUGGACAAAUUGAUCGUUACCUUGUGUAUGGUGAAAAUUAUAGACUUAUUCGUGAUGCGGUUGGCAAGGCUGUUCUUGAAUGCAAGACUAAAAAUAUAGCUGAAGCUCACAAGGAUUGCAAAUGUUCUUUGAAUGAGAAAGAAGUUCACAUGAUCCUUGCCAUUUUCCGGGAGAUCACUAUUUUGAAUGCAUCGCCCAACCAAUGUGUCCGACCAAACCAAGCGCAAUGCGAUACAAUUGAAAAGUAUAUACAGAAUGAAAUGGUGUUUGGUUCUACCAAAAUUAAGAAUUUUGCCAUUAAAUUAGUCAACAAUCACUUUCCUGGACUUCAGAUCAACCCUGAGCAAAGCAGCUUAGAGCGGACAAUGAUAGAAAUAAUCACUCACACGGCAGCUAUACUCAUCUCUGGGAACAAUGGCAUCCUGAAACCACUGCAAAAUCUCGCAUUCCAACCUGCUAAUAUGUUGGCUGCAUUCCUGCCCACCAUGCCUGAGGACAUAACUGUAGAAGCCCGUGGCUGGACUGCAUUUCAGAGUCAAACGUGGUUUCAGUGCCCAAAUGGACAUCCGUGCGUUGUAGGAGAAUGUGGAAUGCCUAUGGAAACAGCUCGUUGUGUUGAAUGUAAUGCUGAAAUUGGAGGAAAAAAUCAUGUUGCUGUUGCUGGAUUCAGACAUGCUGAUAUGAUGGACAGGACACAAACAGGACAUGUUCUAGGAGAUCCAGGGAAAAGAGAAGCAGUGGCCAUUCCUGACAGAGAGAUGUCUGCAGUUUCCUUUUUAAUUAUUCGCCUGCUGACACAUGCAGCUAUGAUUUUAGGAACAAUAGAAGAUCCUCAGUCGACAGCAGUCAUUAUAAAGCCACAAGUUGCAAAUCCAGCAGCCUUUCUCUGGUGUCAUAUUGGAAAAGACAUGGAACAACUGAUAAGGUCACUGGGAAAGAGUGCAGAUGAAACUGCCAUAGUCAUUCAUAUCAUUCUUAGCCAUCUCUUUCAGCAAAAGCAGUUGCCUUCUCUAGAAUGUGAAAGACUCUCCACUAAACAACAAAGAAAUAAUUGGGAGAAACUGUUUUUGCAAUGUGUGAUAACUCCCACAUUAAAGAACCUGGAUAGAAAUCUUAUGGACAUCAACAACCAAAUAAGUCAGGACAAAAGAAUAAGUUCAAAUCCUAUUGUCAAAAUUGUGUACGGCGACCCACAAACAUUUCUUAAACUACCUGACAAGCAACCACUGCACAGUUCUACUAUUUGGAGCUGUCGGAAAAGAAUUUCCAUUGAACAUUUGAGACACAUAAUGGAACAUGAGGAUGUGCAAGAUGCUGUACCCAUCCUUUGGAAGUUUCUACAAAAGGAAGCUCAGUUAAGAUUGGUGAAGUAUCUACCAGAAUUAUUGGCAUUCCAGUAUGACUUGGUGAAACGAUUUCAGAAUGCAACUGAUGUACCUGCACAAUCUGUUCAUGAGUUUCUUCAGAACAUCAGUCCAGAGUCUUUAAAGCAUACAUUUUCAUCUCAAAUCUCACGUUUCUUUUAUGUAUGGAAUCAACUACGAACAUUCCUUGUUACUAAUGGUGAAAUUAAGAUUCCAGAGGAGUACUGUGCUUUUGAUUUGGACAUGCACAACUGUGCACUCGAAGUCCUGCUCCCCCGUCGACAGAAUCUUGGCUUGUGCUCUACAGCAUUAGUUAGCUACCUUAUAGGUCUUCAGAAUGACUUUGUUUAUACAGUGGAGAAGUACACUAGCAAAUCUACAAUGUACUCAAUCAAACCGUCAGAUGUUGCUGACUUGCAUGUAAUUAAAUAUGAGGUCGGGAGAGAUCUGAUUCCUCUCAUUUCAUCCAACUGCCAAUACACAAUGGAAAAAGGAGGGGAAACCAUGUUUGAGUAUGACUUGAAGAGAAUUGAACAGCAACUUACUUAUAGAUUCUUAAAAGGAAAACCACUUAUAAGCUUAACGGGAAUACCAACACUGAUUUACAGACAAGAAAGAAAUUAUGAAAACAUCUUUAAAGAUGUGAAGAACAAGCUGCCUCAGGAGUUACUGCCAAACUCAAUUAUUAAUGCAAUAUGUGGUGAACUACAAUCAUACAGUGACGUGUGUGAAGCAUUCACUGCUGUGGAAGUUACUUUAGGAUUUCUGGCCUUAUCGGGGGGAGACCCUAAUCUACAGCUUGUGGUCUACUUGAAGGAGGUGUUACAAAUGGAAAAUCAAACUGCACCGCACGUACUAGAAGCGUUGACGAGGUGCAACUUAAAACACAUCCAAGCACUUUGGCAACUCCUCUCUGCAAGGAAAUCAGAAUGCUUCCUCCGUCUGAAGCGGGAUCCUUUCUCAGGAAUUCGAGCUGAAUAUAAAGAGGACCUCAGUGCAGAGGAAAGGAAACAGUUGCAUACUUUCUUCAUGAAUACAAGUGUAGAUAUAUUCAUACUGGAACUGCAUGAAAUGUUGAUUUUGAAAUGCAAAAAUAUUCAAUCAUCAGAAUCUUUAAAUGCAUCGUGGAGUUUGAAAGAUUCAUUGAGAAUCAUUAUGGAAAUGAAAGAAGUGGAAAAUUUGCCAGAACUUGAUGAUCUUUUCCCAGACCAAAUUCUGUUGUCAAAGAGUGUGGAGACCUGGAAAGCAGCUGUGACUUUCAAACGGGAGCGAUUACACGUUUCAAGAUAAUUUUGAAGGACCAUUUAGAUGAAAUCUUUGUUUAACAGUGAUAUUUCAUUCUAACACAAAAUAGAGAUCGUACAAAAUUUUAAAGCAGAAACAUUUGCUUUGCAAUUCCUUUUUUUAAUUACUGAAGCAAUAAUUUAUCAAGCACUGUGUCAGAUAUAACUGCCUUUGUUUUGCACCUGAAGAUCUUUGAAGAGGUGUUUGAAGUUUACAAAAACAAGUGAUAUUAUUAAAAGUUAGUCAUUGCUUAUCUUGGUGUCUUAAUCCAAGGUCAGUUAAGCAUUGUAACGCACAUCAUGAAAUUGCAAUCUUCUCCUGCACUGCAUAUAUAUUUACAUUAUGUGAAUAUGGGUGUGAAAAUAUUUUCUGCCUGCCAUAACGAAAAAUGCAUAAUCAUCUUACUAUAUUAAGGUGCCUUUAUGUUAAAAUGCUGCUUAAA
Hemiscyllium ocellatum (epaulette shark) is the source of this 15588-nucleotide messenger RNA. RefSeq names its product ring finger protein 213a (gene rnf213a). Lineage: Eukaryota; Metazoa; Chordata; Chondrichthyes; Orectolobiformes; Hemiscylliidae. Gene Ontology annotation, biological process: negative regulation of non-canonical Wnt signaling pathway; sprouting angiogenesis; ubiquitin-dependent protein catabolic process. Gene Ontology annotation, molecular function: ATP hydrolysis activity; ubiquitin-protein transferase activity; metal ion binding. The record is from RefSeq and is a predicted model, not a curated record. The transcript is spliced from 64 exons. Bases 138 to 15152 code for a protein of 5004 amino acids. Gene Ontology annotation, cellular component: membrane; cytosol; nucleolus.